UUCUCGGGCUCUUCCCAACCCUUCCUGCCCUUCUGACCCAUGGGCCUCACCUGGCCGGGUGGCUCUAAGACUUCUUCAUACUUUUGUCCCCUCGCUCCCCUGGCCCCGUCGGUGCAGCAGCCCAACCCUUCCUGCUAUUUGCCUGUCACUCUUCAGCCCCCCGCCUCCUACCCUCUGAACGGGUUGACAGAAUCCUCUUCCUACUCUUUUUAAACUACAAUUCCUGGCCGGCGCGGUGACUCAUGCCUGUAAUUCCAGCACUUUGGGAGGCCAAGGCGGGAGGAUUACUUCAGGUCAGGAGUUUGAGACCAACCUGGGCAACAUGGUGAAACCCCACUCUCUACUAAAAUGCAAAACUUAGUCAGGCAUGAUGGCGGGCGCCUAUAAUCCCAGCUACUGUGGAGGCUGAGGCACGAGAAUCUUGGGGAAAAAAGACCGCGAAACUGUAAUUCCUGGCUGAGGUGCGCUUUGUACGUUUUUCUUAGCUGACCUGAGCCCAAUUUACGUCAAGACUUGGCCUCUUGGUCUCCUCAUCCCAAAUGGUCACUUUUUUCCCCCAUCCCCUCUUUGAGGGAAGUAGAUGGCCUUGGUUCUCUUCACCCUGGACAAGGCGUGUGAGCUCAGAUUUCCCUGUAAGGCAACAUGGGUUCUUGCCUGCCACUCUGGCCACCUGCCGUGUCCAUUGUAGCCUGUGCCUCAGUGAGGUCCUUAGGAGGGCAAGAGGUGACUAUUUUUCUAACCAUGUAGGGAGCCAGGGAAUGCCAGCUAGAGAUGGGCUUGGAUGGAUGCCAGCAGACCCCUGUGUAGUUGUGGUUCAAAGAACAAUGUGAAACCACACAGGUUACAAAGUGAGUACAGAAAGACCUCUAGACGGCUGCAGGCAUUUUUGCCUUUUUCUUUUAGCUGGUGUGAUGGGGCGAGAUUAGGGGAUGGGACGAGGAGGGUGGAUACUUUGAACUGAACAGACAAAUCUGACUUCUCACAGCUUGUUCUGUGGGAGAGUGUGGGUCCAAUUGCUUGUUGUUUUUUCCUGUCCCUGGGAAUAUCCCUGCCAGCAUUAGGGCCCUGCACACUGCCCUAUUUGCUUCAAAACUUCUUUCCCCAACCUGGUUGACCACACCAUGACAAGACCUAGUUAUGCUUGAGCAGGCAUUGGGCUCCAGAGACAGGGUCUCGCUAUGUUGCCCAGGAUGGCCUUGAACUCCUGGUCUCAAGCAAUCCUCCCUUGUCAGCCUCCCAACGUGCUGGGAUUACAGGAGUGCACCACUGCAUCAGAUGAGGCACCAAGGCUCAGCCUGUCCAGGAUGACACAGCUGGUUUGUGGAUACCCCCUGGUUGGGCUUCAUGGAGAAAUCUUCUUUGAUCACCAACCUGAAUCCCAGAGUAGCCUCCAUCUUUUCAUGGACAGAAUGAGAGGCCUUCUGUAACCAGAUAUAACUGACCACCAUGAGGAAAUUGAUCAGGAUGGGGCCUCAAGAGAGGCGGUUAUUCCGGACAAAGCGGCUUCAUUGGAGUCGCCUCCUCUUCCUACUGGGAAUGUUGAUCAUCGGUUCUACUUAUCAGCACCUUAGGAGACCUCGGGGCCUUUCCUCAUUGUGGGGAGCAGUUUCUUCUCAUCAGCCUGUAAAACUGGCCAGCCGGGACCUCCCCAGUGAAGAGAUGAUGAUGGCGAGCAGCGACCCUCCAAAACCUAGCUCUGAAAUGCGGGGUGAGAUGCUGGUACCUCAAGCCUCAGUGGACAGUGAUGAAGCCACACUGAGCAUAACAGUGGGGAAUAUCCCCAAUAUACCUAAAAGAACAGCCAAGAUGAUCUCAACAACAACCAAGAAUAACUACAGCCCAACAGCAGCAGGUACAGAAAGAAGGAAGGAAAACACCCCAACAUUCAGUAGAACACUGACUUACUACACACCAACUUCAAGCAGACAAAUAGUAAAAAAAUAUACCCCGACAUCCAGGGGAGAAGUGAAGAGCUACAGCCCAACUCAAGCCAGCGAAAAGGUGAAGUACACUCCUUCUCCACGUGGUAGAAGAGUAGGCACUUAUGCUCCAUCCACAUUCAUGACAAUGGAAACAAGCAUGAUCACCCCCAGGACAACAGUGAAGGACAGUGACAUUAUGGCAACCUAUAAAAUACUGGAAACCAACUCUCUUAAGAGAAUGGAGGAAACCGCCCUAACCACUCUAAAGGGAAUGGUAGAUAGCACCCCACCUUAUCUGACAUAUGAGGUAGAAACAAACGUUUUGACUUCUCCAAGGAACAUCGUGGAAAAAAACAACCUGACUCCCCCCAGAAGAAUGGAAAAUAACAGCUCAACCCAUCCCUGGGGGUUAGUGGGAAAGAACAACCUGAUGACUCAGGGAACAGUCCUGACACAUACCCCAGCCACCUCUGAGGGGCAGGUGACAAUAAGCACCAUGACAGGCAGCAGUCCAGCAGAAACCAAAGCCUCCACUGCUGCCCGAAGUGUUAGGAAUCCCUCACCCGGGACCAGUGUAUCAGCCAUCGAAACAACCCCAGCCACAGUCUGGAGGUUGGCAAAGAAACCUUCCACAGCACCCAGCACCUCAGCAACCCCCAUGGUCAGGGCAAAGCUGACCACGCAGGUUCAUCACUGUGUGGUUGUGAAGCCAACCCCAGCCAUGCCCACCACUCUCUCCCCAAGCCUCUCAACAGCCCUGCUCCCAGAGGAGCUCAGUCCCAGUCCCUCAGUGCUACCUUCUAGCUUGCCAGACCUCCACCCCAAGGGAGAGUACCCCCCAGAUUUGUUCAGUGUGGAGGAGCGGCGGCAGGGCUGGGUGGUCCUGCACAUUUUCGGCAUGAUGUACGUGUUUGUAGCCUUGGCCAUUGUUUGUGACGAAUACUUCGUUCCAGCCCUGGGUGUCAUCACAGACAAGCUGCAGAUCUCCGAGGAUGUGGCAGGUGCCACAUUCAUGGCUGCUGGAGGCUCCGCCCCCGAGCUCUUCACUUCCCUCAUCGGUGUCUUCAUUUCCCACAGCAACGUGGGCAUCGGAACCAUUGUGGGGUCUGCUGUGUUCAACAUUCUCUUUGUCAUUGGCACUUGUUCCCUCUUCUCCCGAGAGAUCCUCCACCUCACCUGGUGGCCCUUAUUCCGUGAUGUCUCCUUCUACAUCCUUGACCUGAUAAUGCUCAUCCUCUUCUUCCUGGACAGCCUCAUUGCCUGGUGGGAGAGCCUGCUGCUGCUGCUGGCCUAUGCCUUCUAUGUGUUCACCAUGAAGUGGAACAAGCAAAUCGAAGUCUGGGUGAAGGAGCAGCUCAGCAGGAGGUCAGCGGCCAAGGUCAUGGCUUUAGGAAACCUCAGCAAGCCAGGCGAUGGGGCCGUUGCAGUGGAUGAGCUACAGGAUAACAACAAACUGAAGCUCCCAUCCUUGCUGACCCGAGGGAGCAGCUCGACCUCUCUGCACAACAGCACCAUCCGCAGCACCAUCUACCAGCUCAUGCUCCACAGCCUGGACCCCCUGAGGGAAGUUCGCCUCGCCAAGGAGAAGGAGGAGGAGAGCUUGAAUCAAGAGGCCAGAGCCCAACCCCAAGCCAAAGCAGAAAGCAAACCAGAAGAGGAGGAGCCAGCCAAGCUCCCUGUGGUCACGGUCACAUCAGCCCCUGCUCUAGACAUCAAGGGAGAUCAGAAGAAGAAUCCAGGUGGUCAGGAAGAUGAGGCUGAAGCUGAGAGCACAGGUGAAGAGGGUGAAACUGUUGGUGAAGGUGAAACCAAAGAGAAAAGUGGAGGUGAAACUCAACCAGGGAGUGAAGGUGAAACCAAAGAGAAAAGAGGAGGUGAAACUCAACCAGGGGGUGAAGGUGAAACCAAAGAGAAAAGAGGAGGUGAAACUCAACCAGGGGGUGAAGGUGAAACCGAAGAGAAAAGAGGAGGUGAAACUCAACCAGGGAGUGAAGGUGAAACCGAAGAGAAAAGAGGAGGUGAAACUCAACCAGGGGGUGAAGGUGAAACCAAAGAGAAAAGAGGAGGUGAAACUCAACCAGGGGGUGAAGGUGAAACCGAAGAGAAAAGUGGAGGUGAAACUCAACCAGGGAGUGAAGGUGAAACCGAAGAGAAAAGAGGAGGUGAAACUCAACCAGGGAGUGAAGGUGAAACCGAAGAGAAAAGUGGAGGUGAAACUCAACCAGGGAGUGAAGGUGAAACCGAAGAGAAAAGAGGAGGUGAAACUCAACCAGGGAGUGAAGGUGAAACCAAACAGAAAAUUGGAGGUGAAACUCAACCAGGGGGUGAAGGUGAAACCGAAGAGAAAAGUGGAGGUGAAACUCAACCAGGGGGUGAAGGUGAAACUGAAACACAAGUAAAAGGAGAAGGGAAAGGAGACAAUGAAGGUGAAGGUGAGGGUGAAAUCUGCACAGAAGACAGUGAAAUGAAAGGUAAUGAAGGCAAAACUGAAAGCCAGAAACUCAGAGGUGAAAAUCACGGUGAAGCCAAAAAUGAUGAGAAAGAUAUAGAAGCUGAAGGGGGAAGUGAUGGAGGGGAUAGUGAAGAGGAGGAAAAGGAGGAAGAGGAGGAAGAAAAGGAGGAGAAGGAAGAGGAAGAGGAGGAGGAGGAGGAAGAGGAGGAGGAGGAGGAGGAGGAGGAGGAGGAGGAGCAGGAGCAGGAGGAGGAGGAGGAGGAGGAAAAUGAAGAGCCGCUGUCCCUGGACUGGCCUGAAACCAGGCAGAAGCAGGCCAUUUACCUCUUCCUCCUGCCCAUCGUGUUCCCACUCUGGCUGACAGUCCCUGAUGUCCGAAGGCCGGAGUCAAGGAAGUUUUUUGUUCUCACCUUCCUGGGAUCCAUCGUGUGGAUAGCCAUGUUCUCCUACCUCAUGGUGUGGUGGGCUCACCAGGUUGGUGAAACAAUCGGGAUCUCUGAAGAGAUCAUGGGCCUGACAAUCCUCGCAGCAGGCACAUCAAUUCCUGACCUCAUCACCAGUGUGAUUGUUGCUCGAAAAGGCCUGGGAGACAUGGCUGUGUCAAGCUCUGUGGGCAGUAACAUAUUUGAUAUCACUGUGGGCUUGCCCGUUCCUUGGUUACUUUUCUCUCUUAUCAAUGGAUUACAGCCAGUGCCAGUCAGCAGCAAUGGCUUGUUUUGUGCAAUUGUUUUGCUUUUUCUCAUGCUCCUGUUUGUGAUCUCUUCAAUUGCGUCAUGUAAAUGGAGAAUGAACAAGAUCCUGGGCUUCACAAUGUUCCUCCUUUACUUUGUAUUCCUGAUAAUCAGUGUGAUGUUAGAAGAUCGAAUCAUAUCCUGUCCUGUAUCUGUCUGAGUCAGUCACUCUUGCUCACAAUGGGCAUAGAUCAGAAGACUAUGCCAGAAGUUACUGUUAUCUCUUGUGACAUUAGUGAAAGAACGUACAUGAUCCUGGAAAGUGAACUGAGUGACCAAGGACCUCUGAUGUGAAUGUGAUCUGAGACUCAGGUUUGUCCUUGGAAACACUUGCAGCUCACUGUGGAUUAAGAACCUCACCUCUGGAGGGGUGGAGUUUCUACCCGACUCAUGCAGACAUCUAUUACAUGGAGGCAGUAGAAGGACCCCCGGAGCCAGAGGGUUUUCUGAAUGAUAACUGGGGGCAAAGGUUGGGGUAGGCACAGCAGCUGUAAGACAAGCUUCUAUGCUAACCAUUCCCUGAUCAUUUCUGAAGGUCUGCUGGCCCAAAAGAUGCAGAUGUGAGAUGUGGUCUACAUCUCAGCCUUCCUGGCCUCUGCCUCAAGCACAUACUGCAAUUUUCUGUCUCCUCUCUUUCUGCUCAAAAUGUGAGGUUCUAUCAGGUUUGCAAUCACCAUAGUAGGUUCAGUUAUUGGUGAGUUUAAGGAUCCAAGGCUACAGGAAAAAAGAAGUAUAACAGGAAUCAAUGAUCAUUCCACGUUUUGUAGUCCACUCCAUCUGGAUCUAUACCAGCAUUUUCUACCUUAAAAGGAGGACUACUUUAACUCUUAUUGUUGCGUUUCUGAAAAGUGAAAUUAAACAAAGCAGCCUGAAAAAUAAACAUUUAUAAUUCACCCUUGAAUUGGAAGGAGUGGAGAUUAGGGAAGAAAACUAUUCUAGAGACUAUUUAAAAGUAUUAUUCAUUAGAACAUCCAAGUUCAUGUUGUCUCCAUCAGUGGUCACCUUGAGGAAUUGGACAUUCUAACAAAGCUGUCCUGGCUCCACCGCUCCAGCAUGUUCACACCCAACAAUGACAGUUGAGUGGAGAGGGGAGGGAAGGGAAGUCAUUCUGAAGAGUCCGAAGUCAGUAGAGCCACAUCUGCUUUAUAAAGUGAAAGAUCCAGUGGGGCAAUGCUAUUUCUGUACGUCAACCUACAUAGGAUUAUAAAGCAAGACUGAUUUUGUCUGUGGUUUAUGAAUGGAUCUUAAGAUAAUUACAAAAGGGAAAUUCCAAGAGCGCAUAACACAAUGACAACACGGUGAGAAAAGUGUAUUAUUACUUUCAAGGUAUCUAGUGUAAAGGGCACUUGAGUUUUUAAAAAUGUGGCUAAACAUUUUAUGUGGAAUUUGAUGAGUUUGUAUAUUAAAUACCACUGCUUGCUGCUUUUAUUAGAAUCAAGUUAAGGGACAUAUUAGAAAUAAAACAUUUUACUAUCACUGGCUUCAGAGCAAAAUGAGCUCAGGUGACUGCAGACUAUGAUGGCAAAUAUGGCUUUAAUUACAAACAUGAGGAAUGAGUCACUGAAGAUGAAAAGAUAGGACGGUUGUGAUGUGAAAAAAACCCAAACAUUUUGGCAUUGAACAAUGGCUAAGGUGUUCCAAGUAUUCCAUCUUUUAAGAUGAACUGGAUAAUUAAUUGCCUCGCUACUCCAGGAUUCCCAUUCUUUGGAAAAAGUUUUUAUUAAAUUUCAAUAAACUGAAUCCCAAUGGUAUUUUACUUUACAACAUGGAUGGGCUCAUCUUAUCUUUAGGUCACUUCUUCAGAAUCCUCCCAAGAAGACUGAUGAAGAGUAUGGAAUCAUCUUCCAAUUUCAUAUUCUUAAAUUAAUUGUCAUUAUCCCUAUUCCUGAUGCUGCUGCACUGCUGGGUUUCCAUAACCAUGUCCUAAGAACAGGAGGAAAGAGAAAUACCUUUGGGAGGGAGGUCCCAAACCCAAAAUUCUGGGUGCUAACAGCUGUCUGCAACCAGUUCCAGUUAGCCUCGGGGAUGUCACCUCCUCACCCACAGCCUGGGAUCUGACGCUCUUCCUCAGACUGAGAAAGGAGUGAUGAACCGCAAAAUGCUGUGUAAUGAUAAAGUGCUGGAAUAUCCACGUAAUGAUUAAAGCCAGCUCUAAUAAUCUCA
Molecule: messenger RNA, 7268 nt
Organism: Callithrix jacchus (white-tufted-ear marmoset)
Lineage: Eukaryota; Metazoa; Chordata; Mammalia; Primates; Cebidae
Gene: SLC24A1
Product: solute carrier family 24 member 1
Biological process (GO): long-term synaptic depression; calcium ion transmembrane transport; intracellular calcium ion homeostasis
Cellular component (GO): plasma membrane
Molecular function (GO): calcium, potassium:sodium antiporter activity; calcium channel activity
Source: RefSeq, a predicted model, not a curated record